Molecule: messenger RNA, 498 nt
Organism: Lottia gigantea (owl limpet)
Lineage: Eukaryota; Metazoa; Mollusca; Gastropoda; Lottiidae
Exons: 1
Coding region: 1-498 (165 amino acids)
Source: RefSeq, a predicted model, not a curated record
AUGAGCUUAGUAGAACUGUUAUUAAAAUCUAAGAAACAGGACAAAAAGUCAGAUGAUAAAGACAGUAGUCUGUCUUCUGGGAUUAAGGCUGGAAUGGAUGCUCUUUCAUUACUUGGCCAUAUAGUGCAGGAUCAUAAUCAGAUUAGACGUGAUAGUUUAAAGGUAGACUUAAAUCUACAAUAUAAAAAAUUGUGCAAUCCUUCUCAUAAUACUGAUACUGGAUCAAGUAAAUGGUUGUUUGGUGAUGAACUUGGUAAACGUGUAAAAGACAUAAAAGAAACAAAUCAAGUUGGUUCAUCAGUGGCCAGUGGAAGCCGUCUAUAUAAAAGCGUUUCAAGAUUUAAUUCUAGAUCCAAGCCUUUUUUAUCACAAGGCAACAGUCACUACAAGCGACCUCCACAAAAUCAAAGUCAGUACAGGUUCUCGAACAAGAAGUACAGUUCUCAUCAGAGAAGCAGUUACAAUCAGAACAAGAAAAAUCAGUCAGAGAAAAAAUAG